Fulmarus glacialis (Northern fulmar) is the source of this 2254-nucleotide messenger RNA. Its product is annotated as DNA annealing helicase and endonuclease ZRANB3-like. The transcript is spliced from 14 exons. Gene Ontology annotation, cellular component: nuclear replication fork. Gene Ontology annotation, biological process: replication fork processing; DNA repair. The record is from RefSeq and is a predicted model, not a curated record. Gene Ontology annotation, molecular function: ATP-dependent chromatin remodeler activity; ATP binding. Lineage: Eukaryota; Metazoa; Chordata; Aves; Procellariiformes; Procellariidae. The annotation marks the transcript as partial.
GUGUAUGAUUGCUGAUGAGAUGGGGCUAGGUAAAACAAUUCAAGCAAUUGCCAUUUCCUAUUACUAUAAGAACGAAUGGCCUCUCUUAAUUGUAGUGCCUUCAUCUCUGAGAUACCCUUGGGUUGAUGAGAUGGAGAAGUGGAUUCCAGAACUCUCUCCAGAUGAUAUUAGCAUCAUUCAGAACAAAACUGAUACUGGGAGAAUAUCAACCAGCAAAGUAACAAUUCUGGGGUAUGGCCUGUUAACUUCUGAUGCACAGACUCUAGUAGACACUUUGUACAGGCAGAACUUUAAGGUAGUUGUGAUUGAUGAAUCUCACUAUAUGAAAUCCAGAAAUGCCACCCGCAGCAAGAUUUUGUUGCCAAUUGUGCAGAAAGCUCUUAGAGCUAUUCUUCUUACUGGAACUCCUGCUCUAGGAAGACCUGAAGAGCUUUUCAUGCAGAUCGAGGCACUGUUUCCAAGAAGAUUUGGAACUUGGAGUGAAUAUGCCAAAAAAUACUGCAAUGCUCAUGUCAGGUUUUUUGGUAAAAGAACUCUAUGGGACUGUAGAGGAGCUUCAAAUUUAGAAGAACUACAUCAACUUUUAAGUGAAAUAAUGAUCAGAAGACUGAAGAAUGAUGUUCUAACUCAGUUGCCUCCCAAAGUUAGGCAACGAAUUCCAUUUGACCUCCCGCAAGCCGCAGCUAAGAAUUUGAAUACCACUUUCGCAGAGUGGGAGAAAUUAAUGAGAAAUCUGAAUUCAGAUGCUACUGAAAGCCACUUUUCUCAAGUCAUGAAUCUAAUUACACGCAUGUAUAAAGAAACAGCCAUUGCCAAGGCAGGAGCAGUAAAAGACUAUAUCAAAAUGAUGCUUGAAAAUGACAAACUGAAGUUUCUAGUUUUUGCUCACCACUUAAGCAUGCUUCAAGCCUGUACAGAGGCAGUUAUAGAAAAUAAGGUUCGCUACAUACGAAUAGAUGGAAGUGUUCCUUCCGUGGAAAGAAUACAUCUUGUUAAUCAGUUUCAGAAGGAUCCUGAUACCCGGGUUGCUAUUUUGAGUAUUCAGGCAGCUGGUCAGGGUUUAACUUUCACUGCUGCUACUCAUGUUGUGUUUGCUGAAUUAUAUUGGGAUCCAGGACAUAUUAAGCAAGCAGAAGACAGAGCACACCGAAUUGGACAGUGCAGUUCUGUGAAUAUUCACUUCCUUAUUGCAAAAGGAACAAUGGAUACUCUUAUGUGGGCAAUGCUGAAUCGCAAGGCCAAAGUUACAGGCAGCACCUUGAAUGGUAAGAAAGAAAAAAUGCAGGCUGAAGAAGGUGAUAAGGAGAAAUGGGAUUUUUUGAGUUUUGCUGAGACCUGGACCCCAAAUGAAAGUCUAGAAGAGCCUAAAAAUGAACUUUUAUUUACGCAUUUUGAAAAGGAAAGACAGCAUGACAUACGUUCUUUCUUUUCCCCAAAAUCCUCUACUGUGAAGAAACGCAAAAUAUUUUCUGGUAAUGAAUCAUUACAUGAUGAUUCAGAAUCUUCUGAAGUCACAAAAGAGGAUGCAGAGAAGAGCAAUGAAAACCUGGAUUCCACAAGAAUAAGUGAUGUGGAUACAAUUUAUCAUGAAAGUACCUGUGAACGUCAAGCUAAAAGAGCAAGAAGCAUAAGUGGAUCUACUCCAGUCAACUCCAGUAAGAAAAAUAAAAAAUCUUUGACUGGAAAAAAGCCCUCUUUGUUUUCAGAAAAAUGCAAUGAAGUCUUUCCUUGUGGCUUAAAUACUUCAAGCAAAAGUACAGCUUUAAAUAAAGUUUGGCACUGUAGUGUUUGCACUUAUAGUAAUAAUGAAUUGCUCCCUUACUGUGAAAUGUGCAGUUGCCCUCAAAUCACUAAUGUUGAGAGAAGCAGUGAAGCUCCCACUAGCCAGACUGAGGAAGAUGUGUCAAAGGACUCCAGAAGAAAUGAAGAGAGCGCAGUGUGCAAUGCUGAAGAUAGAAGAGAAGAUUUUGGGGAAAUGGUGACCCAGCCACUUGUUGAAAUCAGCGAACAGGAAACUGUUGAAAUUGAAAAUGAAGAAAGUGAAAAAAAGUGUGGAGAAGGAGAUGUAGAUAAAUCAGAUACAUUUCCAAUAUAUGAUGGGCUUAUGUUUUGUGCAAGCAGAAAUACUGAUAGAAUUCACCUCUAUACAAAGGGUGGUGAACCACUGAAUCAUAAUUUCAUUCCAUUGGACAUACAGCUGGAUAACUGGGAGGAUUUACCAGAGACUUUCCAGCAUAAACAAAAUCGUUCAUUG